AUCUAAAACAUGAAGAGCUGCUGUUUUUUUCAUUUUCCGCGUAAAUCCAAUCUUGAUACACACAUUAAUAACCAUGAAGAUUGAUCCACUUUUCAUUCGAGUAGAGCAAAUGCACCAUUUUGUCAACAUCCAUUUUGAAAGAUCAAGUGAUUGUCGAGUUUUAGUCGUUCUGAAAAGGCGGAGGAAAGGUACUUGUUGAUUGUAUUAAACUUAGGAGUAAAAAUUGGAAGAUGUAAGAACAUUAGGGUGUAGAAGGAAGAUUUAAUAUUCUUCCUACUUCCUGGACCGAAAGCCAAACCGGAUUCAUUUAUCGAAAAUAAAACUGAAAUUUGUAACCUUAGACCUGAAAUUUUAAUGCCAAAUCAAUAUAAUAAAACCAAACAAACCAUAAUAUAUUUAAAUUGUAAAUUAAAUUAAAUAUAUACAAAGCUACGUUUAGAUUAAAAUAAAUUACUUAUAUUUUAUUCACUUCCUAACAAUAAUUAAAAUAAAAUUCAAACCAAACCGAAAAUUGUGAAACCAAAUCAAUCAAAAAAUAUAACCCUAAUUCAGGUCUACUUUUCAAAAUUCAGAAAACUCAAAACCAGUAUAAAUUUCUAACCAAACCGUACCAAUUAGAAGAAAAAGACUGAUGGCACCUUCCGCUGACAUGCUUCAGUUAAAACAGUGUGCGUUUUGUUUUGCGGUUGUUCUCCAACUUCCUCGUCUUCUUACAACAUAUUGUACUGCCUUUUAUCUUUUUCUCUUUUUCUCGUCUCUGUAACUCUGUCUGAUUUCUAUUUAUUUUAAUUCUUAAUAAGUUUAUUUUAAAAUUUUCUGAAUUAAUCAUUCAUCUGAGAAGGUGAACUCUGCAUCUCAAUCAGAGCUGGCUCUAAAAUUUAUGGGAUCUGAAUCAAUUAGGGUAUAAAAGAUAGAUAAUCAAUAAAUAUACAUGUUUUGGAUAGUUUAGAACUCGAAUAAUGUAUACUCAUAUGUUUUUGAGUUCUCACAUAUACAAGUUCAACUUUUUUGGUUCGACUAUUAUGAAAAUAUCUUAAAUUUUAAUUAUAUAUAUACUUUCAUGAUUAACUAUUUUCCAUAAUAACAGUCAAUCAAAAUUUGGUAAACAUAAAUAAUUUCAUCGAAGUUUUUUAUUUUUGAAACACAGACGUUCGAUGAAAUUAAUUAUUUUUAUUAGUUUUGACUGACUAUUAUUAUGAAAAAUAGUUAAUCAUAAUUAUUUCAUCGAAGUUCACAAUUUAGAAUCAUUACCUAAUAAAAAUGUAUUCAAAAGUAAACGUUUUGAAUAAUUUAUUUCUAAAACAUAAAUCAUUUUGAACCGGAUGUAAUAUAUAUUAAACAUUAAAAGUUUGUGAACCAAAACAGAUUUUUCAUCUGGUUGUUCAUAAGAUUUUUCAUCUGGUUGUUCAUAAGAACUGGCAUUAGGUGAACUUAUCUCUUUUCAAAGUCAUUUUGUAAGCACUAAUAAUUAAAUGGUUAAUUUAGUUUAAUUUCUCUUGUUGGUUGUAAUUUUUUUUGAUAUUAUUUAUAGCUUUUUUUAUGUGUUAUUGUGAUACUUCUUCUAAUCAUUUUAUUUUUAUUUUUAUUGUAACUGCCCUUUCAAUUUCUUUUAUACCUCAACAGAGGAAAAAAAGAUAUUGAGUUGUCAUUGUGAUUGGUAUGUAAUCUUCAGUUUUUGUUUUCCUUAUCUAUAUAAUGAAUACUAAGUCUAUGUGUCUCAUUAUUCCCUGAUAUAUUAUAUUGGGAAUUGGAUAUUGGGCUAGGGUUCUUAGAUCCUUUGGUUGCUAACAUCUUUGUUUUUCUCAGUUCCUAGAAGGGUCAUCUGGUUUUGUGGAGUGAAUUGAUUGAUUUCAAUUCAAUGGUUCUUGCAGCAGAAUCUCGGAUCAAAGAGGAAAAGGAGGACACCAAUGUAGGACCUCCUAAUAUCCCCCGUCAUCCAGAGGUUCUUGCUAGAUGGGAUCCAGCUAAAGCGCGGAGGCCAGACAUUGCUGAAGCGCCAGUAUUCUACCCUUCAUUAGAGGAGUUUGAAGAUACAGUUGCUUACAUAGAAAAAAUACGUCCCUCAGCUGAACCAUAUGGUAUUUGCCGUAUCGUACCACCCUUGAAAUGGUCUCCUCCUUUUCGGCUUAGAGAGAAAAGUAUAUGGGAGGGUAUAAAGUUCCCCACCCGGGUUCAGGACGUGGAGCUGCUUCAGAACAGAGGGCCUGUGAAGCAGAAGCAGAAGAAGAAACCUAAGGUAAGAAAACGGAAACGAAGUUCCUCCUCCAAGAGACCUCCUAGCUCCGUUCCCGCUUCGGUUUCGUCUCCCGAGGAAGAAGAGGCAUUUGGUUUCAACUCUGGCCCAGACUUCACUCUUGAGGAGUUUGAGAAGUACGCUCGGUGUUUCAAGGAAUCCUAUUUCGAAAGUAAAGAAGGUAACGCUCCGUCGGUUGAAGAGACUGAAGGAGAGUACUGGAGGAUUGUAGAGCAAGCAACCGAUGACGUGGAGGUAUAUUAUGGAGCUGACUUAGAGAGCAAGGUUCUUGGAAGUGGAUUCGAGAGAGGAGAAACUUCUGGUUGGAACCUUAACAACUUGCCUCGUCUCUCGGGCUCUUUGCUAUCAUUCGAGCGUGGAGACAUCUCGGGCGUUCUCGUGCCAUGGGUCUAUGUUGGGAUGUGUUUUUCAACCUUUUGCUGGCAUGUGGAGGACCAUCACUUAUACUCAAUAAACUACAAUCACUUUGGUGAGCCAAAAGUGUGGUACGGAGUUCCUGGAACCCAUGCAACUGCACUAGAGAAGGCCAUGAGGAAACAUUUACCAGAUCUUUUCGAGGAAACACCUGAUCUACUCCAUGGACUCGUCACUCAGUUCUCACCAUCCAUUUUGAAAGAGGAGGGAGUCCCGGUUUAUCGUGCGGUUCAGCGUGCAGGGGAGUAUGUUCUCACAUUCCCUAGGGCGUAUCACGCCGGUUUCAACUCCGGUUUCAACUGUGCAGAAGCUGUGAACGUCGCUACCGUUGACUGGUUAUCUCACGGACAGAACGCUGUGGAGUUAUUGAGUGACGAGAACAAGAAAACGUCUGUGUCUCACGACAAGCUUCUCCUUGGAGCAGCUUACGAAGCUGUUAGGUCCUUGUCAGGUGGUGGGGGAGAUAGUGGAAAGAGCUUAGCAUGGAGAAGCUUCUGCGGGAAGAACGGGACUCUUACUAAGGCAGUGGAGACUCGGUUACGUAUGGAAGAAGGAAGGAUUAAGGCUCUUGGAAGCGGUUUCAAUUUGAUAAAGAUGGAGAAGGACUUUGAUUCGAACUGCGAGAGGGAGUGCGUAAAGUGCUGUUAUGACUUGCAUCUCACGGCAUCUGGCUGCAACAAAUGCUCUCCUGGAGAGUAUGCUUGCACUAAGCACGCUAACGAGCUUUGUUCAUGCGAAGGGAAUGAUCGGUUUGUACUUCUUCGUCACACCGUAGAUGAGUUGAGAUCGUUGGUUAGAGCGUUGGAAGGCGAAGCAGAGCAUCUAAAGACUUGGGCUUCCAAGGUUAAAGAACCUAGAGGUUUUGAUCUGAACCUUGAGUAUCAAGUGGAUGGCGAGUUUGAUAAUACUUCAGACGCACGCCAUGAUGCAUCCAUGUUGAACUUUGCUGCCUAUGUUCAGUCGAGUACUGGAACCAUAAUUAGAAACUGAGAGGUUCGUUGGAAGAGAAAGAUUGCCUCAUCUCAAACACUUCCCUGAACUUAACCAGAGAAAGACAUUUUGGGGACAUUUUGGUUUUUGGCAUUUAGUUUUUGGUUUUUGAUUUCCAGUAGAUUUUAGCUAAAAACUUGAAUGUUGCUUUUAGAUUUUGGUUUUCAUUUCCAGAGUAAAAUAAAAUACUAAUAAACAAAACUUAUUAUGAAAACAAAUAGUAUUAUCAGCAAAAAUAAAUAAUUAUAUAUUAAAAAUUAUUUUAAUAUGAAACAACAAAAAGUGUUAUAAAAUAAAAACUACGAGCUACAUGUAUAAUUGCAUUUAAUUUAAUAUCAAUAGAAAAACAGUUAACUAAUUAAACUUCCAAAAAAACAAAAUUUAAUUAUAUUUUAUAAAUAUGGUAAGAAUGAAUAAAAUUUAUGCAAUUCCAGUAUUACAAAAUAAAAUCAAUAUAUGUAUUUUCAAAGUAUAUUACUUCCAGACAAUUAAUAAUUACAUUUUAUAUUAACAUAAUUAAAAAAACUAUAAUUUUAAAAAUAUGGUAAAAAUGCAUAAAAUUUCUGUAAUUUUGUUAAAUAAAAUUGAAUUACAAUGUGUUACAUAUAUAAUACAUGAACAUACUUUUUUUUAUAUUAGUUUUUAUUGCAAUAUUUUGAUUUUGGUUUUUAGAUAUUAGUAUUUGAUUAUUCUAUAAAUAUUUGGUUCUUCUAAAUUUGAUUUGUUAUUUUUAUAAUAAUUAUUUUUCAUAUAAAAUAUUCUUAAUAAAUGUGACAUACAAAAAUCUUAAUAUGAUAUUAUUUUGAAUCCAAAACGUAAAGCCGGUUUAAAUUUGUUAUUAGACUUUUUUCAAAUAUUUCAUACUAAUCAGAAUUAUACAUUAGAUAACAUUUGUCUAAAUUUCUGAUGUGAAAUUUGAAUUUAUUUAUUAAUAUAAUCUGUAUAGAAAUGCUAUAAAACUAUUUUUUAACUUUUAAACGAAACAUGUAUAUAAAAGCUGAAAAUGUUUUAAAUCAUAUUAUUUUGGUUGUGUGAAUGAGUUCUAGAAGAGUCUCAUAUAAUGAACAUGGUUUCCAACUGUUCAUUUGAGUGUGAAUAAAGGGGGAGAAGGAUAUGGUGGAUUUGAGAAAAUUAGUUUCUGAAAUUUGUGCUUAAAAUGAACUUUAAAAGAUAGAAAAUAAGAUAUGGAAUAAAAUAGCUGAACAUUAUUUAAGGUUGAACAGUAAAUGCCCUUGGCCGAGUUACUCGACUUACCCAUAAAACAAGCAAGCAACAAAACACUACAAAAAUGAACAAAAGCAAUAACGAAACAAGAGUUUAGCUGCACACAUACAGAAAGCAUGCAAGUACCAGAAGUAACAAUACUACAAAGAUGACAGAAUGCAACAAACAAGAAUCUAGCUGCUCCAUAUACAGAAACGGCCUUGUGAUACUCACAGAAAAAAAUAGGUUUCAUAGUUAAAGAGUUUGUAGUUUUUUUUUUGAAUAACACGAGUUUGUAGACUAAAUAGUUAAUAUGGAUUAAAGAAAUCCGAAAGUGGAACAAUUCGAUAGAGGUAAGGAAGAGAAGGAACACAUUCAUUCCAUUCGAGAUCAUUAAAUCCUAAUUGUUACAAAUGGACAAAAAGGAUGAUAUUAAGAAUUUUUA
Molecule: messenger RNA, 5306 nt
Organism: Brassica rapa (field mustard)
Lineage: Eukaryota; Viridiplantae; Streptophyta; Magnoliopsida; Brassicales; Brassicaceae
Product: lysine-specific demethylase JMJ15
Biological process (GO): chromatin remodeling; regulation of gene expression
Cellular component (GO): nucleus; chromatin
Molecular function (GO): histone H3K4me/H3K4me2/H3K4me3 demethylase activity
Source: RefSeq, a predicted model, not a curated record